AUGAUAAGCUCCGAUGACGAGGCGGAGAAGCGCGACGUCAAAGCGGGGCCAGGCUUGGAUGCACCACUCUCCCAUCCAGAUCCUCCAUCUGCCUGGAACUUCACCGACCUGGAACUACACGAGGCUCAACAGCCAAGCGACGAGAAUGCUUAUUUGACACUAGUUUAUAACAAUUCACCGGUAGGCAAGGUAAGUAUGCGAAUGGGAAAUAACAGGCCGUAUCCUCCCACAAUGAGCGAUAUGACUGCGUAUUGUGUGGGCUUUGAUGGCCCCGAUGACCCAUUGAAUCCUUUGAAUUGGCCAAUGAGAAAAAAAAUCUACAAUGGGUUUUGUCUUUCAUUUGCUACAUUUAUUCUUACGUGGGACUCUUCUAUCUACUCAGUGACAGUGCCAAUGAUGGAGGAGAUUUAUCAUAUUGGAAGAGUGCCGGCCGUGUUGGGCAUUUCUUUAUACGUUAUGGGAUUUGCUGUAGGGCCAAUUAUUUGGGGUCCCAUCUCAGAAAUAUUUGGGCGGAAACCUCCACUGGUGGUUUCUUCUAUUUUAUUUGUUAUUUUCAACUUUUGGUGUGCCACGGCAUCCCAUUAUUAUGAGCUGAUGCUUUAUCGGUUCGCUUUAGGAGCCCUAGGGUCUGCUCCGCUAGCUACAACAGCAGCAUGCUUUGGUGAUUUUCUCCAUUACAGAGUGCGUGGUAUUGGCGCUGCAUUCUUCGGCCUCUGCGUUAUGGGCGGUCCGAGCGUUGGGCCAGCAGUAGGCGGUUUCAUCACCUACUCUUUUUUGGGGUGGAGGUGGACAUCGUACAUUUCAGGUAUCAUGGCUUCAUUAUCGCUUGUGAUGAUGCUUUUCUUGAGUGAGUCUUAUCAUCCUGUCGUUUUAGCCCACAAGGCUAGAGUGUUAAGACAGGAAACUGGAAAUCCAUUCAUUUAUGCCGAGCAUGACCAUGCACAGGUUCAUAUCAAAGCAAUUUUCCAAAAAGUCCUUCUGACGCCUAUAAGAAUGAUUUUCCAAGAACCUAUUUUACUGCUUGUUAGCCUGUAUCAUGGCUUUGUUUACGGGAUCCUGUACAUGUUUUUGGAGGGGGUCCCGCUGAUUUUUGCUCAAUAUCACUGGCCAGACCAGCUCAUUAGUCUACCUUAUAUGGCAGUGUUUGUUGGUAGUGCCAUUACUUGCGCGGCGAAUAUUCUCUACUUUGAUCGCCUCUUCCGAAAAAGAUUGGCCAAGACUGAUCUAUCGAUUGUACCUGAGUACAGGUUGCCGCUGAUGAUUUUUGGCGGCGUAAUAUUCCCAAUUGGACUCUUUUGGAUGUGCUGGACAGGUGCGUAUGCUCCACACGUACAUUGGAUUGCUCCACUGUUGGGCCUGACCGCUACUGGUAUUGGUCUGAUGGCCAUCUUCAACCCGAUCUUCAGUUACAUUGUCGAUACCUAUCGAUUCAGAGCAGCAUCGGCGAUUGCAGCAAAUACAUUCAUACGAUCUGCAAUGGGUGCUUCAUUCCCGCUGUUUGCUAAUGCAAUGUUCAAAAAUUUAGGCAUUCAGUGGGCUGGCACAUUGUUAGGUUGUCUCGCAGUGCUGCUGGCACCCAUACCAGUUCUCUUUUACCGACACGGUCACAGAAUCAGGGCAUGCUCGAAAUAUGCACCUACCUGA
This is a messenger RNA of Wickerhamiella sorbophila, 1644 nucleotides long. RefSeq names its product Polyamine transporter 1. The record is from RefSeq and is a predicted model, not a curated record. NCBI's taxonomy places the organism in Eukaryota, Fungi, Ascomycota, Dipodascomycetes, Dipodascales, Trichomonascaceae. The coding region runs from base 1 to 1644 and encodes 547 amino acids. The transcript has a single exon. Gene Ontology annotation, biological process: transmembrane transport. Gene Ontology annotation, molecular function: transmembrane transporter activity.